AAAAAACAUUUAUUUCCCGCAAUGUGUAUGUAAUAUGUAACAAACAACAUUACCCAUAAGUCCUCACGGUGACGUAGUGAACCUCAGACGUCAAGAUGGUGCUUGAAAGUACUAUGGUCUGUGUGGACAACAGUGAAUACAUGCGCAAUGGAGACUUUCUGCCCACCAGGCUGCAGGCUCAGCAGGACGCAGUUAAUAUUGUUUGUCACUCCAAGACACGCAGCAACCCUGAAAACAAUGUGGGCCUCAUCACCAUGGCAAACAAUUGUGAAGUGCUGACAACACUGACUCCAGACACGGGCAGGAUACUGUCGAAGCUGCAUGCUGUGCAACCUCGAGGAAACAUCAGCUUCUGCACCGGCAUCAGGGUAGCACAUUUGGCGCUGAAGCACAGACAGGGCAAGAACCACAAAUUGCGCAUUAUUGCAUUUGUUGGCAGCCCAGUGGAGGACAAUGAAAAAGAACUGGUCAAAAUGGCAAAGCGUCUAAAGAAGGAGAAGGUCAAUGUGGAUAUCAUUAACUUUGGAGAGGAGGAGAUGAACACAGAGAAGCUCACAGCCUUCAUUAACACACUGAAUGGCAAAGAGGGUGCAGGCUCCCACCUGGUCACUGUGCCUCCAGGCCCCAGUCUGGCUGACGCCCUGCUGUCCUCGCCAAUCCUCGCUGGAGAAGGGGGUGCAGUGUUGGGUCUAGGUGCCAGUGACUUUGAGUUUGGAGUGGAUCCAAGUGCUGACCCAGAGCUGGCUUUGGCUCUCAGGGUGUCUAUGGAGGAGCAGAGACAACGACAGGAAGAUGAAGCUCGCAGAGUGGCUGUUGCAUCAGCUGCAGAUGCUGGCGUUUCCUCCCCUGCCGCAGAUGAGUCGGAUGAAGCUCUGUUGAAGAUGUCUGUUCCACAAACAGACUCAUCCACACCUGCUCUACCAGACUUCAGUCGCAUGACAGAGGAUGAACAGAUCGCCUAUGCUCUGCAGAUGUCUAUGCAGGGAGCAGGAGCAGAGUUCGGUGCUGAGGAUAUGGACACAGGAGCUGACAUGGACUCCAGCAAAGCUAAGGAUGAAGAGGACUACGAUGUCAUGCAGGAUCCAGAGUUCCUUCAGAGCGUCCUGGAAAACCUUCCCGGGGUCGACCCCAACAACGAGGCCAUCCGUAACGCCAUGGGCUCUCUGGCUUCUCAGACGAGCUCCAAACCUGACAGCAAGAAGGAUGAGGAGAAAAAGAAAUGAACAUCUUAACAGAUGAACUUUAUAUAUGAUAAAUAAAAAAAACCUGAGAAUUGCACUGCAUGUGUUUAUUCACAGUAAGGUUAUCACUAUCCUUAAAAGGAACCAUUUCUCCAUUGACUUGUUUAUGUAGCCAAAUUAAACAACUUUGCUCUUUUUGACUGUAAAGUUAAAGGGCCUGUUCUUCAUCCAUUGUUUUGUGUGUCAAGCAGAUAUGCUUACUUUGAAUCUUUUGUAAUCAGUUAUAUGUGCAGGUAUCCUUAAUAAAUUUACAGAUUACAAUGUG
Labrus mixtus (cuckoo wrasse) is the source of this 1506-nucleotide messenger RNA. Its product is annotated as 26S proteasome non-ATPase regulatory subunit 4-like. Gene Ontology annotation, cellular component: proteasome regulatory particle, base subcomplex; cytosol; nucleus. The record is from RefSeq and is a predicted model, not a curated record. Lineage: Eukaryota; Metazoa; Chordata; Actinopteri; Labriformes; Labridae. The transcript has 10 exons. Gene Ontology annotation, biological process: proteasome-mediated ubiquitin-dependent protein catabolic process. Gene Ontology annotation, molecular function: polyubiquitin modification-dependent protein binding. The coding region runs from base 96 to 1223 and encodes 375 amino acids.